AUGUCACUUUCGGAGACAAAACUCUCUCGAGACAACGCCGACGACGGGAAAGACGACGCGGGACGCCUUCAACAGUACAAGAAUCUCACUAAGCAUGAGGAACUCCGUCGUCGCCGAACCGAAUGCAGUGUGGAGAUUCGUAAACAAAAAGGGGCGGAUCUGAUGAUGAAACGUCGUAAUAUCAUUGAUAACGAAGAUGAUGAUUUGAAUGAAUGCGAAUCAGAGAAUGAGGAUAAAGAUAAGCUGAGCAAUGGCAAUCAAAUGAGCAAUACGAAUCGAUUGUCAAACGAUGAAAUCAAGCAAAUUCUGUCGUCGAAUCCAUCUGAAGACGAUAUGAUUCGAUGCUUCGAAUCACUCAGAAAAUCUCUCUCGAAAACCAAAAAUCCACCAAUCGAUGACGUCAUUCAGUCGGGUCUUAUCAAUGCUCUCGUUCAGGCACUUCGUGUUCAGAACGAUCGUGUGCAAUACGAAGCGGCGUGGGCGCUGACCAACAUAGUCUCUGGAAGCACUUCGCAAACGAUGUCAGCAGUGGAGGCAGGUGCAUGUGCUCCUUUGAUUGAAUUAUCGUGUCAUUCGGAUGGACAAAUCGCCGAACAAGCACUAUGGGCAGUUGCCAAUAUUGCCGGUGAUUCUGCGCAAUUACGUGAUUACGUGAUUGAAUGUCAUGGCGUUGAGGCACUGAUGCAUAUCAUGUCCCGAAUCGAUCAAUUCACCACUUCACACGUUCGUACCAUUGCGUGGGCGCUCUCCAACAUGUGUCGACACCAGAAUCCACACGCACCGCUUCCAGUGCUGAAGGUUCUCGCGAAGGGACUCGCUGCCCUGGUCAAGCACUCGGACCGUCAAGUUCGUCAGGACGCGUGCUGGGCGGUGUCCUAUUUGACCGAUGGACCAGACGAGCAGAUUGAAUUGGCCAGGGAGAGUGGAGUAUUGUCGACGAUUGUGUCGUAUUUGGAUGAAUCGGAAAAUCUGAUUGCACCAGCAUUGCGAACACUUGGCAACGUGGCAACUGGAAAUGAUUCAUUGACUCAGUCAGUUAUCGAUUUGGGUGUCUUGGAUCGAAUGGUCCAAUUGAUGGAGAAGACGAGAUCGACGAGUAUUAUGAAGGAGUGCUGUUGGUUGAUCUCCAAUAUCAUUGCUGGCACUCAGAAACAGAUUCAGGCUGUCCUCGAUGCCCAUUUGCUUCCAAUUCUAGUCAAUAUUCUGAAGUCUGGAGACCAUAAAUGUCAAUUCGAAGCGUCGUGGGCUCUUUCGAACCUGGCACAAGGAGGAACGUCUCGUCAGAUUGUUGCCAUGAUGGAAGAGAAUGUGGUACCUGCAUUGUGUCAAGCAUUGAAUACCACACACAACCAGGAUAUGUUGAAUAACACUCUCGAGACACUCUACACACUCAUGCUCACCGUUCAGACUAGCUACUCGCACAAAAUGGACAUUCUGCACGACGAAGUGGAGGAGAACGGUGGAUUGGAUGCCCUGGAACGUCUUCAAGAAUCACAAUCAGAAUCGAUUUACACUCAGGCCUACCGUAUCAUCACACAGUUCUUUGGCGACGAUGAAAACGAUGAAAAUGGUCAGAAUGAUGAGAAUUCUAGAGCUUCGGCUGCUGGAAUGCACAAAAUCAGUGGAAUUUCUAAGCUCCGCCCCCUUUGA
Molecule: messenger RNA, 1650 nt
Organism: Caenorhabditis briggsae
Lineage: Eukaryota; Metazoa; Nematoda; Chromadorea; Rhabditida; Rhabditidae
Gene: Cbr-ima-2
Product: Protein CBR-IMA-2
Exons: 6
Coding region: 1-1650 (549 amino acids)
Biological process (GO): NLS-bearing protein import into nucleus
Cellular component (GO): nucleoplasm; cytoplasm; nucleus
Molecular function (GO): nuclear import signal receptor activity; protein binding
Source: RefSeq, a predicted model, not a curated record